Calypte anna (Anna's hummingbird) is the source of this 4751-nucleotide messenger RNA. RefSeq names its product SRSF protein kinase 1 (gene SRPK1). NCBI's taxonomy places the organism in Eukaryota, Metazoa, Chordata, Aves, Apodiformes, Trochilidae. The record is from RefSeq and is a predicted model, not a curated record. Gene Ontology annotation, molecular function: ATP binding; protein kinase activity. The transcript has 15 exons. Bases 403 to 2346 code for a protein of 647 amino acids. Gene Ontology annotation, biological process: spliceosomal complex assembly; protein phosphorylation; regulation of mRNA processing.
AUCAAAAGGGUUGGACUUUUCAGCAAUUACCAUGAUCCUCAUCUUCACUUGGAAUCCAGUGGACUAUUGAAUAGGCAAAUAAAACCGGCUUGUUCAGCAAGAUGAAACAAAGUAUCUGCCUGAAUUGCUAAUUUCAUUAGUGGGAAAAAUUUGGAGGCCAGGGAACAUCAAGAGCAGAUGAAUCUCCUUAUGCUCAACCCCCUGCCAUGACUGAAUUCGCAGGGCACUGAGCUGGGAGCAGCCCCCAGCCUUGCUGCAAGGCCCUGUACCUGCAAUGCAGUGCUGUGCAGUUGCAGCUAGGUGGUGGAGGCAAAGCCCUCUUCUCCCUCACUCUUGCACAAAGCUUUGCUGCCUUCCAGAAGAACCAUCCCCUCCGAUGUGCUUCCUGCCUUUGGGUUUUUAAUGGCUCUUUCGAAAACGAUUGGGCUGUCACCAGGAAUAUCUUUAGCAAUGGGAGGUCGUGCUUCCUGCAGACCAGACAACCAGCAUCGGGGCCCUGCUGCUCAUUCAGAGAAUGAUCUUCCAGAGCAAGAGGAAGAAAUCCUGGGAUCAGAUGAUGAUGAACAAGAGGAUCCAAAUGAUUACUGCAAAGGUGGUUAUCACCUGGUGAAAAUAGGAGAUCUCUUUAAUGCACGAUACCACGUGAUUCGGAAGCUUGGAUGGGGCCACUUCUCCACUGUCUGGCUGGCUUGGGACAUCCAAGGGAGGAGAUUUGUGGCAAUGAAGGUGGUGAAGAGUGCAGAGCACUACACAGAAACAGCACUGGAUGAAAUCAAGUUGCUAAAAUCAGUUCGCAACAGUGACCCAAAUGAUCCAAGUAAAGAGAGAGUUGUUCAGUUAUUAGAUGACUUCAAGAUUUCAGGAGUUAAUGGCUCUCAUAUCUGUAUGGUGUUUGAAGUUCUAGGGCAUCAUCUCCUGAAGUGGAUCAUCAAGUCAAAUUAUCAAGGGCUUCCACUUCCUUGUGUCAAAAAGAUCAUCAAACAGGUUCUUCAGGGUCUGGAUUACUUGCACACCAAAUGUAGAAUCAUUCACACAGAUAUUAAACCUGAGAACAUUCUGCUGUGUGUUAAUGACCAGUACAUCCGCAGGCUGGCAGCAGAAGCAACAGAGUGGCAGAGAUCUGGAGCUCCCCCACCCUCUGGCUCUGCAGUGAGCACUGCACCCCAGCCAAAACCAGCUGACAAAAUGUCAAAGAAUAAGAAAAAGAAGUUGAAAAAGAAGCAGAAACGACAGGCUGAGUUGUUAGAGAAGCGAAUGCAAGAGAUUGAGGAAAUGGAGAAGGAAGCAAGCCCUGGGCAGACACAGCCUGAAGAGGAGGAAGAGGCUCAGAGCCCUCUGGAAAUGCUCAUCAAAGUCAGUCCACCAGAGGAAAACAUCAACAAAAAGACAGCUGAAGAGCAGUCAGUCCUCAUGGAGAGCAGUGUGGAAAAAUGUGUGACAGAAAUAAACCUCAACGGAGUGAUCCAGCUGACAGACUUCCCAGACUCCAGCAACCAAGGCUCUGUGCAACUGGAGGAUGACCUUCAUAAUGCCAAUGACUGUUGUCACCCAAAGGAGAACUUCCACACUUGUGAUUACAGUCAGACUAAUGGUGAUUCAGAGAACAGGCCCCAAAAAGCAAUGUCGGACUCGUUGCCCUUAGUUCCAGAAGAUUCCAUGGUGUGUCAGCCCACCCCCAACCAAGAGCAAGCACUCAGUGAGCAGGAGAUGAACCAUUUGCAGGAAAGCAUCAGGACAGAAACACCUUCAGAGGAUGAGAAUGAGAAUCACAGCCCAACAGACAACAAAGGAAAAUCAACUGCUGGGAAUUUCCUUCUUAAUCCUCUUGAGCCCAAGAAUGCAGAUAAGCUCAAAGUGAAGAUAGCUGACCUAGGAAAUGCCUGCUGGGUGCACAAGCACUUCACUGAAGACAUCCAGACAAGGCAGUACAGAUCCUUGGAGGUGUUGAUAGGCUCAGGCUAUAACACCCCUGCUGACAUCUGGAGCACGGCCUGCAUGGCUUUUGAGCUGGCAACAGGAGACUAUCUCUUUGAGCCCCAUUCUGGGGUGGAUUACUCACGGGAUGAAGAUCACAUUGCAUUGAUCAUAGAACUUCUGGGGAAAAUACCUCGCAAGCUCAUUCUGGCAGGAAAAUAUUCCAAGGAGUUUUUCACCAAAAAAGGUGAUCUAAAGCACAUCACCAAACUGAAGCCCUGGGGCCUUUUUGAAGUCUUGGUGGAAAAAUACGAAUGGGCCCAAGAUGAGGCAGCUGCAUUCACAGACUUCUUGUUACCAAUGUUGGAGCUGAUCCCAGAGAAAAGAGCUACAGCAGCUGAGUGUCUCAGGCACCCCUGGCUUAACUCCUAGAGCCUUCAACCCAAUGCCACAGCACUACCCUCUGGUUUACAGCCUAGCCUACACGUGCCCAGCUGCCCUUCUCAGAUCUGUUACUUUGGGUUUUGUUUUUUUUUUUUCUUUUUUCCCCUUCUUCAUUUUCAAUGUGAAGUUCUUCCUUCAAGGCUUCCAAGAUUUUAGAUAAAUCUAACCUGUUCUGCUGAGUUUGCUUGUGUGACUCAAUGGGGACUCUCCUUAGCCAGUGGGCAUCAUCUGGGGUUUGCCUUGACUGGGCUUCACCAAAGACUUAAUUGACUACAACAUGAAGUUGUUUGGGGUUUUUUUUUUCCUGAGUCUCCUCGCUGUUAAUCACUGUGUGCUACAGAUGUGAGCUCACCUGUGCUCAGAGAAUGCUCCCUUAGAUAAAUCUCAACUCUUUUCUUCACCAGGGGGAUGUGAAGAUCCAAACCACCUCCUUAUCUCACUGACUCAGGAGUCAUAUUCCUGCUCUUCACCCAGUAGCAACAGGGUGAGAAGUAACGUGGCCCCCAGGUGCUGUUAGUUCCCUGUAGAGCAAAGACCUCCAAACCCUCCAUCAUUUUCUAGGUGUCUGCUCUAUCCUUCCUUUCUUUAGUUCUAGCUGCUUAAAUCCUUUCAAAAAGAGCUAUUUAAACCUAGGGUUUAGCAUCCUUCACUUCUUCCUCUAAAGUGCCCUUUCCCUUUUUUCCUUCCCUGUGCCCAGAUAGUCAGGAUAGUUUCUGAACUUGAUGUUUUCUACUCCAAUGCCUGUGACUGAGCUGACAAGCAAAAAAACUGGAGCUGACUCAACGCACAAUCCUCAGCAUACAGCUGGGUGCACCCUUUGGCUGCUGUGUUGCAGGCAGCUCUUUAAUAUUUCAGUGAGCUCUAAGGGUUUUUUUUUAUUUUUAUCCCUUACUGGCACUUUUUUGCCUUGCUUGAAGCAGUUGCUGUAUCCAUCAGAGAUUUGCUUUCACUGGGGCAGUCUACCCUGACUCUUGAUUUUUCCCUUUUUCUCAAGAAAAGGGUGGCAGCAUCUCUGUGACAGCCAUGCUCUAGCCAUGCUCUAGCCCUUCUUCCAAAACCAACACUUGAAGGCCCAGUGUAAAGAUCUUUUUUUUUUGUUGUUUAACUUGCUCCAGGUGCUGGCCUUCAGAAAUAAUUUCCCAGGAUGGGACUGCCUUUUAUUUUCUGGGCUUUUAGCACAAGGAGAGCUGGCAAAAGUGGAAGAGAACUGACUUUCUUGUGUAGAUACUGGAUUAGAAGCUGUUCCUAGAGUUCACCCCAAGUGAAAACGUUCUGUGGGGUUUCUGUGUGAACUCCUCAGACAGGGUUGGAUAUAAUGAGUAAAUGGGUUCAUUUUUAUUAAAUCACUGGGGGGUUUGAUAGUUUUAUGAUGGCUUCUUCUAGACUUGCCUGUCCUGUUACAGAUUCAGUGCAUCCUAAAGCAAGAUUUGGCAGCAUGGAGGCUUCAGAGGCAUUUCCUUACCCUGGACCAAACAGGCCUUUGGAUUCCUGGUGGCUCUCAGAGGACAGAACUUGCUGCAGGACCAUGCUGGAGGCCUUGCAGAUGCUCUCUGAGACAGUUACCUUGCCAAAGCUGCCAAGACCACUGUUACAUGUCACUUUUCUGUGUGUGUUUAGGAAUUCUGGUUCAGAAGGAUCAUUCAUCCAUAAACCUUGGUGUCAUUUAAUCCACUUGACAAGAGUUUCUCCAGUCCAAGCUCCUGACUGGGCUUAUUAAUGCAAGUCAUGCUGCAUGUUCUCUUAGGGGUAGGUCAGGUUCUCUAUGCACCUAGUCUAAAAUUAAAGGAAGGUAACCUACCAGAAGAGUUUUUAAACUGUUGAUUUGAGUUGUUUUGGGGUUUUUUUUUCCCCUUUAACAUGGAUUUUUCCAGUGGCCUGUUACUUACAUAUCUGUUACAGGGUUACAGGGCUGCAGACAGGACCAGCUUCCAAAAUACCUACUGUGAAGAUCCCCUGGCAGGGCAAACCUUGUCUUGAAAACUUCUUCUCUUGUCUUGAAAACUUCUUCUCUUGUCUUGAAAACUUCUUCUCUUGUCUUGAAAACUUCUUCUCUUGUCUUGAAAACUUCACCUCUCCCCUAUGCUUGAGACUGAGCAAGAAAAGAACUUUUCCUAGAAUGGGGUCUGCACACUUUGACUCCAAGAGCUCCUUCCCAUCCUGCCCUCUGCCACCCCUGCCUGCAGGAGGAGGAGGAGGUUUUGUACCCUGACAGCCAAGGCUCAGAGCCAGCUUGUGAGGUGAAGCCCUGAGUUUUCAGGGUUUCAGUCUUGUCCUGUGUGCUCCUUCACUUGGGCUUUGUUCAGUUUCCAAAUUGCCAUAAAGUGCUCACACUAGAGGAUUUGUACUUGCUGUGUCAGUCUAAAACCUGAAGGAAAAUACAUUUUUAUUCUUUC